ACGGAAAUUGCAAAGCGUGGGUUUGAUGACUUAUUUGCAGCGAUGAAGAGAUUUGAUGGUUGAAAAACUCGGUUCUGUUAUUAAAGCGGAUUGGGAUUUUGUUACUUUUAUCUUGCUGUAGCAUUUAUUUCGACAGUGAAAUGUUAAUGAAAUGUGGGAAUUUAGUCGUAAAUGCCGCAAGACAUCUCAUAAGACCAAUGCAGCGCUCAAUUCUCCACUUGUCGAUUAAUUUGAGAGAAUAAUCGUCUUAAUUCUUAAAGAAUGUCGAUCAACUCCUCCUUAAUUAUUGUUUAGGAUUGAAAAUACAGUGGUUUGUUUACAGGGAGACAAUCUACGAAAACUUAUUGACGCUGGUUGAUUAUUGGCUACUCGCUUGGACAGGAGCAAAAAAUGGCAAGUUUUCCCAAAAUAAGGUCGGGUUAACUUUGGUAAGCUUGAACUUUUGCAUAGAGGUUACUUAUGUUAUGUAAACCAACAUAUUAAAAAAUGUUUUUUUGUUAUGGAUGCGUCUUCGAGAUGUGAGGCUUUAAGUGCAAUUUUUACAUGUUCAAAGUAUGAAUUCUCCUCGUUUUUAGGGAAAAGUCGGGCUCUGAUCAGAAAUUAAGCCAACUUUGCUCGCUAAUAUCUAAAUUUCAUAUAUUCUAAGUUUCUUUCAAAUUUGGAAUUAAGCUUUUGGUCAGAGAAACUCCUUGUAUGUGGAAUCAUGAGCUUAUAUAUUGAGAAUUGGAAAAUUUUAUGCCAUUUUUUUUUUGCUCUGUCACUCGCUUGAAUCAGCCAAUGGAAAUGGAUGCCUUGUGUGACUCGGCAUUAAGCGGAGCAUAAAAUGGCGGCGUGAUUGACCUUCUUUGAUGAGCUGUUUAUCCUCAUUUCCAUGAAGAUACAGUUGGCUCCAGAUAUCUAGAAUCUUCAGAGCAAAGUCCAUUAAAACACCAAGGUCACCCAAAGCCAAGCAUCUAGAAGUGGUUCAUUAUGAGUCAGGACACUUGAGUGAAAAACUGUCAACUCGUGUCUGUCAGCAUAAAUAACCCAUCUGAAAAACCAUAUUUUUCUAUAUCGACUGGGUUCCUAACACAGGGAACUCUCUUUCGGUACAGAGAAGUUGGUAGUCGACACAGGCAACCCGUCUAUUAAUACAGGCAGUCCAUUCGUCAUCCCUGGUAGCUCAUCUGCAAACUCUGAACACAGAAAACCUUCUCUCGACAAAGGAAAGACGAUAGUUUGCACAGGAUAUCUGCAAAGGUAUUUCGUUUGAAAAUCCAAAUCUACCAAGUUUGGCAGAAUAACUCUCGGCAAUGGGAAUGCCAUUGUUAAGAUAGACAACCGAUCCCCAAGCACAGGUAACCCAUCUACCCGAAAAGAAGCUUCAGGUCUACACAAGCAACUGAUAUCAGAAGAAGAACCAUUUUGAGCACAGAACCGUCUGCAAACUUAACUCUUACCACAGGCAACAAUAAAAACACAGGUGGCCUAUUUGUCCAUCUUUCCAGUAUGGUAUUCGAAAGACAUUUGUGCGAGAAGGUCUGGGCAUCACAUUCGCUGUCUAACACCACUGCAGUAAUAUCAACCAUUCUUUGCGUCAUUACAGUUCCCGGAAAUCUAUUAAUAGUAGUUUCCAUGGCAAUAGACCCUCAUCGUCAGCUCAAGUCGUCCUUUAACUAUUUCGUUGUCAACCUGGCUUUCGCAGACCUUAUCAUCGGCUGUGUAACCGAGCCUGCUUUCAUAGGUUUCCAUAUAAGGCAGUCGCUAAGUUUCCCAGUCGCUGGUACAGUGUGGGUGUUACAUCUCGCGUACUUCAUCGCUUGCACCGCUUCACUGCUCAGCCUAUCAGCGCUUACAAUAGAUCGCUACCUAUCUGUGACGUCAAUGUACAAACGAGACGUCCGAGCCAGCAAAGUUUUCAUCUUGUCAGCAGGUAUCUGGUUCGUUUCUGUGUCUUUUCCGAUGUUGUAUUUCGCCGUGGGGUUCUAUACGUUCGCGUUCAUUUUUGCGAACACUGCGGUAGUCGCGUCUCUCGUUAUCGUCUCAUUCGCGUACGUUCGCGUCUACCAAAAACUCAGGGCGCAGGUCUUGCGAUGGGGCUCGUAUCGACAGAGACAAAUGCUCAAUAAAGCCAUCAUAUUCGAGCGGAAGUUAACCAAGUCGUUCCUUAUCAUCCUCGCAUUUUUCACCUUCUGUCUACUUCCGUCUUGCCUGAUGAAUUACGUCAUAAGUUUGUGCGAGUCGUGUGACUGCUCAACCGUUCAUUGGCUCAGAGACUUGCAGUUUCUAUUCACUCUUGUCAACUGCUCCUCCAAUCAGUUCCUGUAUGCGAUGAGGUCACAUGACUUCAGGCGAGCCUUUGUCACCAUUCUCCGGCUGCGCUCGGUCACCUGUCUCAAGGAGAUUCUAGAUAAACGAGAGAUGAAGAUAGCGCUAAAGAGCCUGGGUUCUCGAGAGUAUGUGUACACGCAUGAUGGCGAAAAGCACGGAGACACCGACGUUUCCCACUCAGAAUGCAAACGGAAGUUAUCGCUUGUGAAUUUGACCGGAAGAGAAGAAGUAUUGUUGCCUGAUACCGGAAGUGAAAUAGUCUCAGAUGAUGAGAUUUCGAAGCCUCAGUUUGAUGAUAACAGCAAUUUCUGUUCUGGCCGGGAUGGACUAGAGAGGAGUUUGUUUCAAGGUUUAUCCACGAGGGAGGAAGUGUUCCUUAAGAAUCCAUCGGAUAUAUGACAGAGGAUGGUUAUCACGUGGUAAGGAACAAUGGCAAUGGCGUGACAAGAUUGACGUAACAAGGUCAUAUCAUGAAAAAAAUAUCGACCAGAGAUACUGGUAGUUUUGUGUUAGUGGUCGGGUAUUUGUACCAGGAGUUUUAUGGUACAGUGGGUGGCGAUUUUUAGAGUUUUUUUUCUGUUUUAUGUAGAUCACCAUCAUCUCUAUAAUGUUAAUCAUUCAUCAUUAUCAUCAUCAUCAUCAUCAUCAUCAUCAUCGUCGUCGUCGUCGUCAUCAUCAUCAUCAUUAUCAGUAUCAGAAAUGCGAGGAAAAUUGAUAUCACCCGCGUUUUGUGGUUUGAUAGUGCGAUUCAAAUAAAUGAAUAGAUAAAUAGAGAUUUUAAGAUUUAAGAUGGAGUCUACGCGGCGCACACGUUGUAUUUCUCGGUGCGGUAAGGACAAAUGCUGUCGCGCGCGUGUGCGUCGUAGACUCCGUUCGUAAAAUAAAAAUAAUAAUAAUAAAUAAAUAAACCACACCGUCCUCAACGGAGGGAAUAAUAGAUUCAGUGGCGGAGCGCCACAAUAAGUUUGAAUGGCCGGACACAUGCAUAUGGAACGGGAAAAUCCUUCAGAAUUUAUACCUAUAUAUUAUAAUACUUACUGGGGAUUGCAUUGGGAUUUAUUCUGUAUAAAAUAUGUAUUCGGAGAAAAUAAUAAUUAUAAAUAAUUAUUUAACUUC
Messenger RNA from Nematostella vectensis (starlet sea anemone), 3426 nucleotides. Its product is annotated as octopamine receptor beta-2R. NCBI's taxonomy places the organism in Eukaryota, Metazoa, Cnidaria, Anthozoa, Actiniaria, Edwardsiidae. Gene Ontology annotation, biological process: G protein-coupled receptor signaling pathway. The coding region runs from base 1489 to 2709 and encodes 406 amino acids. The record is from RefSeq and is a predicted model, not a curated record. Gene Ontology annotation, cellular component: membrane. The transcript has 2 exons. Gene Ontology annotation, molecular function: G protein-coupled receptor activity.